AAACGAAAGAGAGAGCUGGAGAGGUGAGUGAGGGAGCGAGAGGCGUCGCACCUUGUCCUGGGAAUUCCAAGCCCGUGUUCCUCCCAGCGCAGCACAGUGGCCAUUUAAUGUCCUGAAGUUUUGUGGACUUGUAUGAUUGACAGUGACUUGGAGACAACAUGGCGAGUGGGGGAUACAGGUCACACAACCCAUCUACCUCUAAUACAACUGAUUUCUUGGAGGAGUGGAAAGCUAAAAGAGAGAAGAUGAGAGCCAAAAUGCUUGCAAAUGAGUUAGUAUUAGCAGCCGCAGGGGGAGGAGGAGGAGGAGAAUGUGGCGGCAAUGACAUUGUCAAUAAAGCUAGCAGUGAGUUGAACAACAAUGGCAACUGCAGUGCAGCAACUACCAACAACCCAGUAUCUGCAGCAGCCUCAGUCUUUAAAGGGCCUUCAAAUAAGAGGGCAGAUGAAGACCCAAUAGUCUCAUCUACUGUGAUGCAGCAAAAGAAAGUGCCCAGCCCUGUGCUAGAUGGGGUAUCUGCUGGAAACGUGCAGGAUGAGUCCACUCCACCAGUUUCACAGGAAACUCCCACAAAGGCAAAAGAAAAGAAGAAUUGCAGUGGACCUAGUGCCAGGAAGGGGAAGGGACAGAUUGAGAAGAGAAAGCUGCGAGAAAAGAGAAGGUCUACAGGAGUGGUUAACAUCCCCUCUGUUGAAAGUCCCGAUGAGUAUGAAGAUGAUGAAGCAGGACAAAAAGCAAGAAAAGGAGAGAAUGUAGUUACCAAGCAAAACACUCUACAAAAUGAAUCUUUUUCCCUGGAUCCAAGUGAAUCUUUCUUGCCGCAGGAAACUGUGAAAACUGCAGGAUCCAACCGAUAUAAAAGCAAUAAUGCUCCUGAUGAUGACAUCUUAAAUCACUUUUCUCGAAAUGAUCGAACAGCCUUUAAUCAUUUAAACCGUGAGACAAGUUCCUCUGGAAAUUCUGGCCAGUACAGUGCCCUGGAAAGGAAAAUUGAAGAACUUGAAAGAGAUCUAGCGCAAGAGAGGCAAGAACAUUUGAGAUUAACAAAGAUAAUGCAAGACAAAGAAGAAUUAAUUCACAAACUGACGGAAGAAAUAGACUUAUUGAACAGAGAUUUGGAUGAUUUAGAAGAUGAAAACAAGCAACUAAAGCAGGAAAACAAGACACUGCUAAAAGUGGUUGGACAACUAACAAGAUAGAAGAUUGAUUGUAGCUGUGCUGCUCACUACUGAUUUUUACCUUUUGAAAAGAGGAAGGGUGGCGUAGGGCAAUUUAGUUAAGGGAUUAGGGAACACUUGAGCAAAAGCAACCUCUUCAGUGAAGGGGAAUUCCAGUUCUUUACAAAGGUUUCAUAGAAUUGCAUGUUGCAAGCUUGCAUAUUUAUUACUGUGGACUUCACCUUUGAGAGGAAUGAUAUUUGCACCAGCUAUUUUUAAGGUAUGCAUUUUUUAAUCCACAGAAAAAUAGUUUUUGCUUUUAAGGAAAACGAUCACAAACACAGACCACUAUUGACAGCCUUGUCACUUACUUGCAUCUGUUCCCAUUGCAAAGAAAUUCUCCCAGUUUUUCAAUAUAUUGACAUGCAUUGCAAAAGUGUGCUCCACUCCCCUGAAAUAUUUCACAGGAGGAAAAACGAGUCUUUCUAGAUUUUUACACAUCAGGCAGAUUAACAAAGAAGAACAGAAGGACAGCCAUACAAAAUUGUCACAGCACAUGUGAAAUCAGUGUCUAGAUAUCUCCCCCAUGGACAAAGGGCAAGAAAGAUUUAAACUGAGUCACUGGAAAGGAAUGUGUCUUGUCUUUAGAGGCAUGAUCUCUGCAUAUUUUUAGAAGGAUAAAGAAUAUUUUGAUAUUCCUUCAGAUCCAUCCAAUUGGCAUUAACAUCAUGUUUCUGUUGUUUUAACCCUUAUUUAUGCUGGUUUUGAAAUGUAUUCACAGAAAGCCAUUGCACAAAGCAUUGAAGGAGGUAGGCUUCACAAUGUAACAUAUUUCUUUAGUAUAUAUUAUAUUGCAGCUGUAUGCUCCACCUUGGUUUACGGCUAAAUAGAUAUAAGCCUUGUUUACUGUAUAUUUAACCAAAUAGUCUUGUAAAGGCAUGUUUUGCUCUGCAGGUCUUACUGGACUAAAACAAAGUGCAGGGAUCAGAAGGUGUUACUAUAGGGUUCAUUUUAAACAACGCAGGUUCUCACCUGCAGAAAUUCCUUUCUUAAAUUCUACCGGUCAUAUGCUCUGAUUAUAAGGAAACAAAUUGGGUUUAUUAUGGGUGACAACUAAGUUGAAAUGGAGAGGUUAGAAAGCACUUUGCUAUGAAAAAAAUGUUUACAAUUACUGUCUGAUUCCAUCUGAUUCUCUAAAAAUUUGUAUUCUAGCUUAAUUUGCUGUGCACAAAUAUAGCAUUGCCUUUACAAACA
Messenger RNA from Xenopus laevis (African clawed frog), 2411 nucleotides. RefSeq names its product PRKC, apoptosis, WT1, regulator L homeolog (gene pawr.L). Gene Ontology annotation, cellular component: cytoplasm. Gene Ontology annotation, biological process: positive regulation of apoptotic process; apoptotic process. The record is from RefSeq and is marked provisional. Lineage: Eukaryota; Metazoa; Chordata; Amphibia; Anura; Pipidae.